GGAUGACAAAACAGAGGUGUGUGAUGAUGAGAACGUAAACGACACUUCUAAAGGAUUAGUUGUCAUGGGAACUCCAGAAAAAAAUACAUGUUUAGAAAAGAUUAAUGACAGUAAUCUUAUACAAAAGAAACAAAAGCAUCGAAAAUUAUGGAUGCACAUCUGAAAAAGAAACUGAGAGUAGUAUAUCUGAAACUAUUAGUAGUUGUGAAGGAACAUCUGUAACAGAUCACACAGACCUUUCUUCUAAAGACAGAUUAGGAGGCAGGAAAAAUAGUUCUGACAGGAAGUGUUCUGAUAGUGAUGAAAGAGGUGGUGAGGAAACUGACAGAUUUGAUGAAGAUGGAGAUUACGAAAGUGAAGAUCCUGUUCCCAAAUUUAAUUGGAAAUUCAGGGAGAAAGGGCAAGAGUUAGCCAAUACAUGUGAGAAACAGCAAACGAGAAUUAGACUUGAUACACCACAUCUAGGUUGUAAUGGAGGCUCCACAUUGUCGCUCAUCAGGAAAGAUUAUAGUAUGUGUAAUGAACAGGGAAAGGGUAACGGUUUAAAACUGGAAAGAAUUUCCUGUUACGAAUCCAUUAAGAAGCGACUACAUGGUGACAAAACAUCUAAAGGCUCAGGCUGUCAAUAUCAGUCUGAUGUAGGCCAACGUAACAAAAUUAUUCACACGACUAAAACUUCAAACUUAUCAGUAAGUGACACUAGCGAUGUAAAUAAAACCAAUGAAGUUGUUUGGCAAAGAAGACUGGGAGAACAAAACAAUGAGAAAAGUAAAUUAGACCCAUCAGACAUGAAUAAAGAAAGUGAAACAGGGUAUGGUGGAAUUUCAUCACAGGAAGAUGCACAUACAUUCACACACAGCUUGCCCCAAAAGCGAAUGUCUGAUUUGGCUGAAUCUUCUGUGGCAUCAAAGUUGGCGCGAAUGACGAGGCUGCGACAGAAGGAAGUAAGCAUUUCCACAGGCAAAGCUUUCGGUAGUGAGGUGGAACACAGGGUACCGUUAUCAUCUCACAAAUUAGGAGAUUCCACAACAAAUACGUCAAAUAAUAGAGCAGUGUCAUCUUCAGAAUGUCAACAGAAGGUUCCUUCAAAUAUAUAUAGAUCAGGAAAUCAUUGCCAAUUGUUUGACCACUCUUGCUCAGUUCUGUGUUCUGAUGAUGUUUCUAAUAACAAGAGAAGCAUGGAGGAUGGAAAAAGCUGUGCCAUCACCUCAUCAGAUUCUUCAAGGAAAACAGUUGACUUGUCAAAUGUUCCAAAGAAAUUUCUAACAACUGCCUCAUUUGUACAGACAUAUGAUGAUAUAUUUAAAGAUUGUAUAGUCUCAAAAGACUUGUCUUGUCUGGAUCUGAGUAAUCAGAAGGAUUUUGAAAGUCGUACACUAGGACUGGGAUUGUCUAUUUCAGAGUGUAACACAGCUGGAUAUAAUCAAAUUAAUUCUAAACAAGGAUUGAAGCUAUUGAAAACAACAGUGGAUGACAGUCAAAUAAUACCAGACAAGGAGACAGAGAAUGAAACUUAUCUCGGGAGUAAAAAAGACACAGAUGAUGCCGGCAUUAACACAAAGGUCAGACUCCUUGUUGGUGAUGGAGGUGCACACUUUCAGGGUGUUCCUUCUGAGUCAGAGGCAGACAGCAUGCAGGACACAAUGCUGUUUGAAGGAACACCGAAAUCUGUUGUUAUGUUAGACUUUGAUAGAGGGGACAUCAAUACCCAGGAUUCCAGUACAGACCUACUGUGUUACGAGGAAUUUGAUUAUGCUCCAACACCACAAAGUAACAAAGACUCUUAUCAGGGAAAUGCUCAACAAAGUUACCAGACUUCUAAUAACUCUAAAAUGCUGACUCUGCGGGAUAAAACUUUCACUGAUGAUGUAUUGCCUCAAUAUCACCAGACUUGUGAGGGGAAAACAAAAAACUUUACCAUAUCUCCAACUCUUAGGGAAACAGAAGGUAAAAGUGCACUCACAGUGGAGAGCACAGAGAGUUUUACUCCCUGUUUGGCCAGUCCAGAAAUAUGUUCCAGUAAUAUGGCUACACGGGGAUCUGACACUCCUCAAUCUCAAGGCUUUGUUCCUAUAUCUGAUAUGUCAUCUGUGAUGGAUAAACAGGUACUAGAUUCUGUACAGGAAUCACAAGGAUUUGUACCAGUACCUGCUUUCACAGAAAACCGUGUGAUAUCACCAGCUGUGUCUGAAGGAUUUUCUCCUGUUAUGAUGGACGAUGAUUUAAAUGUAAAAUUAGAUAGCAGCUCUAGUAAUCUAAGAGGCAGUAAACGCCUCUGUGAGGAUUCUGAUGUCACUACUGUGUCCUCUACAAACCAGGGAAUGGAAACCCUGGCAGAGUAUCUGGACUCUUACUCUUCCUCAAUAGCCGAGUUAUAUGAGGAAGACAUGAGCUAUGUGAAGAAAAAGAAGUUGAGGAGCAACAUGAUAUCUCCCAACACAUCUUCCAGUGUUGAGAGUUCAGAACACACUAAAUCUUUGAUAAGUGAUGUGACACAGGACAAUGGUUUACCAGGUGUUUCUUCAGUAAAGUCUCAAAGUGAUUUAUCUAACUCUUUCCCAACUCAACUUACAAACGAGAUAUUCAAAACUCAAGCUCAUUUCAGGCAAGAUUCUGAUAGUUCUAUAUCCGACAAAUCAAAUUUAACACUGGAUAAUGAUCACUGCCGGCUCUAUGAUGGAGAGGGCAGUAGAGCUUUUGCAGGAAAUACUGGAGAGAACGCUGCAAGUUCUUUAGGAAAUGGUUUUAAUAUAGAAGUAUCAAGCAUGAUAGAUAUAAAAGGUUUUCCUGACAAAGGAAAUUUGGAUUCAUUGUCCAGUGAUAAAGACUUAAAAUGUAUUGAAAGCAUGAAUUAUAGACAACAGAGUGUCAGCCAACUUGAGAAGUCUGGGUAUAUGAGUAAAAAUGUCCGUCAUGUUGUAAUGUCUGACGAAGUAGAGGGGUGUAUCCAGUGUGAAUCAAUACAAAACAGUUUUUGUAACUCUACAAAUGUGGUAGCUGACAGCUCUGAGAAGAAUGAAGAGAGGACAGCUGUGCUUGAUUCUGUCACAGAGACAACUUCCAAUACAUUAGACAACGAUAAUUGUCAAGUGACCCAGUCAAAGAUGGAGUCAUUUCAAAAGUGUUGCCCAAUUCAGGACACUGACAACAGUGAAGCAGUAACAGAUAUCUUUUCUCGGGGUAACAUGGCCGACAGAAUUCUUCCUGAAAGCACAUUAAGCAUAACAAAUUUAGGAAGCACAACUUCCGACAAAUCAAAGGAGUUUGGUAUUUCGGGACUUACAUCAAAGCAACUCAAAGUACUAAGAGGAUCUAACAGGAAAGGCAAAUUGCCAGUGGACAUUUGUUGUAAAAGUCAAGAAAAAACAACAGAUUUAUUGGCAAAGACAGAUGGGUCAGCGGAUAUUGGUCAGUGGUCAGAUGUGGAUGAAGAGGACUUGGUGGCUGUCACAGAGAAUGGCCAGACCUGUACUCAGCAGUCUCAGGAUUUACACAACAACAAGACAGACAAUGUAAAAGACACAUGUGAACAGCCUUGGGUUGAAAUGGAAGAUCCAAAAACGGGUGAGAAGUUGUAUGUGAACAGUAUUACAGGCCACAACCGACCUCAGGACGGUAGCUGGGAACCACCUCCUCCAGAGGUGAGGAUGACUUCUUCUGGCUCUACGACACCUUCAGUGACAAAUACUAUGUUGAAUGACCUUUCACCUAAUUCCCACAAUACUUUACUCCACAUGAUGUCUGAACACUUGGAAAGCAUGGACAAAGAGGAGGAGGACUUGCUGUCUGUCAAAUGGGCAGGUACAAGAUGUAGCUCAGAAAGGACUGAAGAAAGCCAGGAAGCAGAUUCAAUAGGUACAAAAUGUGUGGAGGAUCUUCUAGAAAACUGGGAGAAUCCUGUGUUUGCAAGACCAGAACAGGCAGUAGCAGCAGCUGUGGAGGCCAGUAGAAGGCCGCGGGGCUCCGCCAGGGUUCAUGGUGUCCUUCACUCUCACAAGUUCACCAAGGAUAUGUUGCAGAAUGUAACGGUCAUAGGACAGGUAGACAACAAGUUUAUUGCCUGUAUGACAAGUUCUAGGAUGAACAACCUGGCAGCAGCUCCAAAUCUGAUGUUGCUAUUUGACCAGCAUGCUGCUCAUGAACGUGUUCGCUUAGAAAAACUUACCAAAGAGGCAUAUGAUGGCGACAACAGGAUUUGCUGCUCAACCAUUACACCAGCUAAAUGUUUGACACUAGAAGAGGAGGAAGUGCGAGUGAUGGUGUCAUACAGAGAGGAAUUUUCCAGGAUAGGGGUCACCUUUACCGCUGACAAACAGGAAAGGGACUCCAUCUUGGUACAUACAAUCCCAGCUUGUAUUAUGCAGAAAGAGGUUACUGAGGUUAAAAGGAAGAGGGAAUCCAUUGCAUGGAAUGUUGUUCUGAAUCUGUUGAAGGAACAUGUAGAGAUGUUGAUGAGCACCAGCGGUGUCCUGGGACGAUUACCUGCGACACUACAUAAAGUCUUGUGUUCCCAGGCAUGUCAUGGUGCUAUAAAGUUUGGUGAUCAGCUAUCAGUAGAAGAAUGUAAAGAACUCCUGGUGUCGCUGUCUCUGUGUGACCUUCCAUUCCAAUGUGCCCAUGGUCGGCCCUCAAUUAUGCCACUCCUGGAGUUGGACAAACUGAAAUUGAACCAUAAAACAAAGAAACCAAACUUAUGGAAAAUUUCAAAGCAACUUUAAACAUCAUGAUAACAGAAACAGUGUAAUCUACUUGUUGUCAGCUGAUGGCAAGAUUUUGAUGUCAAUUCAAAAGGCUGCAAUUCUAUAUAUAUAUACAAAAUUUAUGUGAUUGUGAUAUUCCCACAAAAUUCUUAAGACUGUGAUAGAUACUACAUAUUGUUAAUAUAAUUGUUUUCUGUGAUGUAUGUGAUAGUUCCAUGUGACAGCACGAGCCUGGACUAAGAGUGGAGUCCUGGACAAGACAGUGUAGACCAGGACUGAGAUGGUAUGUGACAGUGUAGACCAGGACUGAGACAGUAUGUGACAGUGUAGACCUGGACUGAGAUGGUAUGUGACAGUGUAGACCAGGACUGAGACAGUAUGUGACAGUGUAGACCUGGACUGAGACAGUAUGUGACAGUGUAGACCUGGACUGAGAUGGUAUGUGACAGUGUAGACCAGGACUGAGACAGUAUGUGACAGUGUAGACCAGGACUGAGAUGGUAUGUGACAGUGUAGACCAGGACUGAGACAGUAUGUGACAGUGUAGACCUGGACUGAGACAGUAUGUGACAGUGUAGACCUGGACUGAGAUGGUAUGUGACAGUGUAGACCUGGACUGAGAUGGUAUGUGACAGUGUAGACCUCGACUGAGAUGGUAUGUGACAGUGUAGACCUGGACUGAGACAGUAUGUGACAGUGUAGACCUGGACUGAGACAGUAUGUGACAGUGUAGACCUGGACUGAGAUGGUUUGUGACAGUGUAGACCUGGACUGAGACAGUAUGUGACAGUGUAGACCUGGACUGAGACAGUAUGUGACAGUGUAGACCUGGACUGAGAUGGUAUGUGACAGUGUAGACCUGGACUGAGACAGUAUGUGACAGUGUAGACCUGGACUGAGAUGGUUUGUGACACUGUAGACCUGGACUGAGAUGGUAUGUGACAGUGUAGACCUGGACUGAGACAGUAUGUGACAGUGUAGACCAGGACUGAGAUGGUAUGUGACAGUGUAGACCAGGACUGAGAUGGUAUGUGACAGUGUAGACCUGGACUGAGAUGGUAUGUGACAGUGUAGACCUGGACUGAGAUGGUAUGUGACAGUGUAGACCUGGACUGAGAUGGUAUGUGACAGUGUAGACCUGGACUGAGACAGUAUGUGACUGAGAAGGUAUAUAUGUGAUAGAUCGAGAGUAUAUACCUGGAACUAAUGCCUGUGACUGUACUUUAUCAUGUAAUAGCUAUAGUUUAAAAGGUAAGCACAAAAUAGAAUAAAUACUUAAUUUUCAUACUGUGUAAAAUACUCAUAAUUUAAUUAUUUAUUUCCUCCCAGCAAGAUUAUCUUAGUUAUAUAUUAUAUAGUCCCAUGGCUGAUUCUGUAUUGUUAUUGAUUACAGUGAUAAGAAAAUGUCUAAUUACCAUGUGUUUUACAGUCGGCAAUUAAUUGCUUUAAUUGGGACUGGUGAAAUUGUGAUAAGCACAUUCUUUCAAAAUCAGUUAAAAACAUGUUUUACAUUAGAGAACUAAUGUCUUGAAUAGUUCCCAUAGAAUUUUUAAAAACGUGUUUAAGGGAGAAAAUGAACAGUAGAAAUAAUAGAUUUUUUUCAUAAUUUCAAUGAUAGAAAAAUAAUUUAGACUCGAGAUCCUUUGCAGUUAUUUCCGUUGAUGAUCAGACCAGAUGUAGAUAUAUACAUCUAUUUAUCCUGAUGUGAGAAGCUUAAUGUGUUCCUGUACAUUUCCCUGGUACAUUUUGAUGGAAGUAAUUUUAUGUUCCUGUGAAAUUCCAUUUGGGUACUGUGUUUUUGCCCAGACAAAAGUGAUGAAAUGUCUUUUAUUCUAGUCCACAUCAGCCAAUGUAUUACACGAUAUUGGUGGUUAUUUUAAUUAGUGCCAUAUAUAAAUGUACUAUUGUUGCACAACCUUAAUGGUUUAAAUGGGUAUAGACUUUCCAAUUUAAAUUUUUUUGAAAAGCAUUUUAAUUAAAAAACCAAUGAUAUUGAUUAAAAACUACAUUUUUGUACCUGGUAAUUUUCCAUAAAUAUUGAGAUUAAAAUGUUUUCCUACUACUUAAAUAUGAUGUCUGAUGUGUCAUUAUUAAUAGUUCCGAAUCAUUGAUAAUACUGUUUUAAAAUACACCAUUACAUACAUGUGUAUGUAUAACAUGUUUGUAAUGAGUCAUGAAUGCUACUACAUCUACAAUUGUAUGUGUACAAUUAACAUAUUUGUUGACUUACACAUAUAAUAUAUGACCAGAUAUAUUUUUGAGUCCCACUUAAAAUAAUGAUUAGACUUCUGACAACCAAUUUCUGCAAACUUUUAUUUUCAUUUGCAAUUUAUUUUGAUAAACACUUCUGGCAACUGUCUUUAUUUAACCUUCUGGCAACUCUGUUUAAAACUUGGCAACUAUGUGAAGAAAAAGAUCUAUUGGAAUCACGGAAAUAAACCGCAGUCUCAAAUGGAAUCGUUUUGUCAUUUUUACGUGCAUAGACCACGUGCUAGAUGCUACAGGAAUUAAAAAGAACAAAUAAAUCCUCUCUUUUCCAAUA
Molecule: messenger RNA, 7242 nt
Organism: Pecten maximus
Lineage: Eukaryota; Metazoa; Mollusca; Bivalvia; Pectinida; Pectinidae
Exons: 13
Coding region: 105-4718 (1537 amino acids)
Biological process (GO): mismatch repair
Cellular component (GO): mismatch repair complex
Molecular function (GO): ATP-dependent DNA damage sensor activity; ATP hydrolysis activity; ATP binding
Source: RefSeq, a predicted model, not a curated record